AUGGACACAUCGUUCCCCCGUGAGGAAGCCCAAGCCCCGACAUCAGGCAAAGCUGAUGGUGCUGCCCCGACAGCCCUCAUGCUGGGAGCACCGAGCCCUCCACCUCAUGACCACCUGAUCUGGUCCAUCUUCAGUACAAUCUACCUGAAUCUGUGCUGCCUUGGCUUCCUGGCACUGGUGCACUCUGUCAAGGCCCGAGACCAAAAGGUGGCUGGGGACCUGGAGGCAGCACGGCGCUAUGGCUCCAGAGCAAAGUGCUACAACAUCCUGGCUGCCAUGUGGACGCUGGUUCCCCCGCUGCUGCUCCUGGGACUGGUGGUGACUGGAGCCCUGCAUCUGUCCCGGCUGGCUAAGGGCUCUGCAGCCUUCUUCAGCACCAAGUUUGAAGACACAGACUAUGACUGA
This is a messenger RNA of Octodon degus (degu), 405 nucleotides long. It is a transcript of the gene Ifitm5, whose product is annotated as interferon induced transmembrane protein 5. Gene Ontology annotation, cellular component: plasma membrane. The coding region runs from base 1 to 405 and encodes 134 amino acids. The record is from RefSeq and is a predicted model, not a curated record. NCBI's taxonomy places the organism in Eukaryota, Metazoa, Chordata, Mammalia, Rodentia, Octodontidae. Gene Ontology annotation, biological process: bone morphogenesis; bone mineralization. The transcript has 2 exons.